CUCUCUCUCUCUCUCUCUCUCUCUCUCUCUCUCUCUCUCUCUCUCUCUCUCUCUCUCUCUCUCCCUCCCACACCCUCACCCGUUCUUCUUUCAAUUCGCAACUCAACUCGGUCGCAAAGCAGAAAGGGUCAUCAGAGACCAGGUAGUGCGCCGGGUCUUCAUGCACGUAUUGGAUCCUCUCCAACCUCCGGCUUCUGGUUAUCUAUCAUCUGAGUAGCUGGUAACGGUGCGUCCUGGUAAGUGUUGACCGUUGUUUAUCAUCGCCCGCCUUCAAUCCAACCCAAUUCGUCGAUCCGGCACAUCGAUGGCCUUAGUGGCCCCUCAAGCGUGCAUUUAGCGCUUCCUUUCUUGUCUCGUUUGAGCUUCCAUCAAACCUUUCAAGGAGGUCGGACGAGUACCUUGGCUCCCAGUAAUCCUAGCGGGUCUAUUUUUUAGUGGCCGCCGGUUCU
Colletotrichum navitas is the source of this 449-nucleotide messenger RNA. RefSeq lists its product as uncharacterized. Lineage: Eukaryota; Fungi; Ascomycota; Sordariomycetes; Glomerellales; Glomerellaceae. The annotation marks the transcript as partial. The transcript has a single exon. The record is from RefSeq and is a predicted model, not a curated record.